ACAGUGAUAUUUUAAUAAGAGAAAUUAGGUUUGGUGAUGUUCAAUCCCAUCAGCUUCAUUUCUUCUCUUCUAACUCCAUCUCUCGUUCUAUAGGAGGCGCUAUUACAUUCUUUAGUCUACCGGUCCGGUAAAACCACUGAAGAAAGGAAGAAGACUGGAUCAAGACGAUGUUGACCAUGAAAGCGCAGAUGGACGUGAUCUGCUGUAAAUCAGUAGGAACUGAUCUGUCCAUGCUGGAUAUUGAGGAUUUCAUCAGUGAAAUCUGUCAGCUGAAGAAAGAGGUGGCGUCACUGGAGGCAAAGCUGAGAGAAAGAGGAGACAAACCCAACAGAGAGGAUCUGGAGAAGGUUUCAGUGUGUGUGACUGAUGGGACAGAAGCUCAGGAUUCAGUCUGGAGAUCCAGAGACACACAGGACUCAGAGCUCAGCCUCACUUUACUGUGUUAUACUGACGCUCAGGAUCAUGGAUCCGCUGAUCAAACCUCUGACUGUAACGCUGGAGAACAGCAGAUGCUGCAGACGCCGCUGAAGAUGUGCUCCGUCAAACUGGUGGACUGCAGGAACCUGAUAGAGAGCAGAGGAGAAAAAAACACAGCAGAGGAACAACAACAGAGACACGAGGAGGAGGAGGAGGAUGAUGACUUUGUUCCUUCAGCUGUAGAAGAUGACAACGCUGGUUCAUCUUCCGAUGGAGAAAUUGCCACUACAUCCAAAAAGCGACGGACAGUGACCGACUGUGGAAAAAGAUUCAGCGAACUGGAAAAUUUAGUGAGACGUGAGAUUAAAAACAAAAAACAGAAAGCCUUCAUGUGCAAGAUAUGCAACAUCAGCUUUUCUAGCUUAGAAGAGAGGAAACUUCAUUCAAAGGAGCACACCGUGAAGAAGGAGUUUCGCUGUGAACAGUGCGGGAAGGAUCUUUUCACCACUCUUUAUAAUAUGAGAGCUCAUAUAAACACACACAGUGAAAAGACUUUACAAUGCAACGUGUGUAACAAGUAUUUCCGCACCAACCAACAUCUCUCAAUGCAUAAGAGAAUCCACACGGGUGAAAAGCCAUACCAGUGCCCUCACUGCGAGAUGAGCUUCAACCAGGGAUCCCAUCUGAAGAAACAUCUUCUCAUUCACACCAAUGAAAGGUCACACCAGUGCAGUAAAUGUGGGAAAACCUUUACAAACUCAACUUCUCUCAAGUCACACCAAAAAAUACACUCUGAUUUCAAACCAUACCAGUGCCCUCACUGCGAGAAGAGCUUCAACCAGGUAUCCCUUCUGAAGAACCAUCUACUCAAACACACCGACGAGAGGCCGUAUCAGUGCAGUGAAUGUGGGAAAAACUUUACAAACUCAACUUCUCUGAAGUUACACCAAAAAAUACACUCUGAUUUCAAACCAUAUAAGUGUUCACACUGUGAGAAACGUUUCCAUCAUUCAACUCACCGGAAAACCCAUGAGAGGAUUCACACCGGAGAGAAACCGUACCUGUGCUCCUACUGUGGGAAGAGCUUUUCUAGUCCAUAUUCUUUUAAAGUUCAUCUCAGAGUUCACACUGGAGAAAGACCGUAUCACUGUAGUGAUUGUGGGAAGGGUUUUUAUAAGCUAAGUGACUUAAAAAUACAUCAGAGGACUCAUACAGGAGAAAAACCUUAUAAAUGCUCAGAUUGUGACAGGACUUUCACUCGAUCAAGUGACCUGAGGAUCCAUAAGCGAUGGCAUACAGGAGAGAAACCUUACCGCUGCUCCAUAUGUGGCGAGAGUUUCUCUUUUAAAUGGGCUUUUCAGAGUCACCAGAAGAAACACACUGACCCAGAAUCAUCAUAGCUUCAACAAUUAUUUCUAGGUUGUCUAAAAAAAACCCACACCCUUCAUUGUUACUGGAAUGCUAUUUUAUGGUUGUAAAAAACCUAAAACUACAUUGUGUCUAGAACAGGGGUGCCCAAAUCUACUACCGGAGGGCCAUUUUUGAACUAUAUUAGUGAAGUAAUGUAGGGAAUAGUGAAUGAGGGUAUAGGGGAUGAUUUCAGACACAGCAAAGGUCUUUAUUCUCACUAGAAAGUUCCAGGCAAGCGUGUUGAAGCAAAACUGUGCAUGGGCGCAUUUCACGAAAGCAUCGUUAGUCAACUAUGAUCGUAAGUCCCAUUGAACUCUAUUGGUUACAAUGGAACUUACGACCAUAGUUCGCUUUGGGAAACGCACCCCAGGACGUUGGCUCUCCAGGAGCAGGAUUGGACACCCCAGCUCUAGAACAUCAUUUACUGUGUAGAAAUAAAUCUUCUGGAUGAAAAUCGGUAUUUCUUUGUGACAACCUUAAAUUCACUGUAAUAUGCAGAUCAGUGUCUGAUAUUGGAUUAAAGUGUGUGUUUAUGAGGUAUUUGAUCACACUAACAAAA
Molecule: messenger RNA, 2386 nt
Organism: Megalobrama amblycephala (Wuchang bream)
Lineage: Eukaryota; Metazoa; Chordata; Actinopteri; Cypriniformes; Xenocyprididae
Product: zinc finger protein OZF-like
Exons: 4
Coding region: 168-1817 (549 amino acids)
Biological process (GO): regulation of transcription by RNA polymerase II
Cellular component (GO): nucleus
Molecular function (GO): DNA-binding transcription activator activity, RNA polymerase II-specific; RNA polymerase II cis-regulatory region sequence-specific DNA binding
Source: RefSeq, a predicted model, not a curated record